This is a messenger RNA of Coccinella septempunctata (seven-spotted ladybird), 787 nucleotides long. Its product is annotated as UPF0193 protein EVG1 homolog. The transcript has 3 exons. The coding region runs from base 90 to 710 and encodes 206 amino acids. Lineage: Eukaryota; Metazoa; Arthropoda; Insecta; Coleoptera; Coccinellidae. The record is from RefSeq and is a predicted model, not a curated record.
AGAUAAUAUUGACUUUAGUAACAGUGUCAAAUAAUCAGUUUGGAUGAGAUUGAUUUGAAAAAAUUAUAAAUAAUAAAAAUCUGCAAAAGAUGGAGUGGCCAAGUAAGAAUGUACCUAGGGGCGGUAUUUUACACCCCCAAAGAGUUAGAUUCAACCCGGAAACGAAAAACUAUUUGAAAAUACUCAUGGAUGAGAGCAAAAUGGCCAUGGCUCAGAGGAAGAAGAGCGAGUACAACCUGAGAGAUUACGAGUCGACACCAACGACCAGAAGAUCGACGAAGAAGAGACUGCCAAAAGUUACCAUCAGGCCCGGUUCUUCCAAGAGGAGAAGCUACGAUAGCAUCAUCAAAUCUGGCGCCUUGGAGAGGGAGGCGUUCGUUCCAAAGCCAUUAAUCAACCGGGAAGUGGAGAAAAGAAGGCUCCAGGACUCGAUGACCUACGGCCAAAACGGACCGCCAAAACCCGUUGUCAAAAAACCCGUCAAGAAGCCGGAGAAAUUCAAGCCAUUGAACAGGUUUGAUCAAUUGGUUCAAGAAAUCAGGGAGAGGGAAGAUUGGAUUGCUGAAAUGGCGCAGCUUGGGCAAGAUAAGAAAUAUAAGGAAAUAAUCGAUCUGCAGAUACAGGAGAGGAUUAGAGAGAUGAACAGAUUGGAUUUAGAUGGGACCGAUGAUUCCAAAACGCCCGGUACAACAGUCAGAAGUGGAGUGUGAAUUGAUUUCGAGCCAUAUUUGUUGAGAUGUAUUUUUAUACUUUUUUAAUUUCCUCAAAUAUAGUAUACGAAUUCUUU